AUGUCCAACUCAGCGGAACGUCAGCCCGAGGUCGUCGAUGACGAUUUCGAGGACCCCGAUCUUGAUAACAACAACAUGGCUGAUUCUGAUGAGCAACUUGCCUACGAUGACAACGAUGCCAUCGACAAAUCGAACAUCACGACUCAGGGUCUCCGUCACGCAAAGCCUCAGAGUAGCACCGGGUACAGCGAGCCGGGUGAGGAUGACCUACCCGAGGGCGCCUAG
Molecule: messenger RNA, 225 nt
Organism: Penicillium atrosanguineum
Lineage: Eukaryota; Fungi; Ascomycota; Eurotiomycetes; Eurotiales; Aspergillaceae
Exons: 2
Coding region: 1-225 (74 amino acids)
Source: RefSeq, a predicted model, not a curated record